Messenger RNA from Filobasidium floriforme, 1410 nucleotides. RefSeq lists its product as uncharacterized. The transcript has 4 exons. Lineage: Eukaryota; Fungi; Basidiomycota; Tremellomycetes; Filobasidiales; Filobasidiaceae. Bases 1 to 1410 code for a protein of 469 amino acids. The record is from RefSeq and is a predicted model, not a curated record.
AUGCCGCCUCCCUCUUUACCCACCUCUUCAGGCAGACCUCUGUCUUCUUCAUCUACUUCAGCCCGACCUGCUCCUGGUGGACAGAAACGGAACUCCACUGGCUUCGCAUCUCCAAUCACUCAUCAGCCCAAAAGGCUGAAGUCCGGGCAGGACCGAGCAGGUACUCCAAUCUCCGCUAUCGAUCCAACCUUGAUGAACCAGACGUCGGCACCCUCAUCCAUCCCUCGCAAUGUCAAGCCAACUCUCAAGGCAACGUCCUCGGCCGGGGGAAAUAGCAAAACGCAAUGGAAAAGUCUGACGACGGAUGAUGGAUCUCAGAGUGCGGAAGACAUCGUGGUUGAAUGGUUGAUGGAAGGCGAGAACUACGACAGGUACAAACACCUACAAAAGUCGGCAAAGACAGGAUGCUGCGAGCAGAUCUUAGGAAGGAUUAAGGAGGCUGGAAUUUCCUGCGAUAAAACUCCCUCGAUGGUGGAGUCAAAGAUCAGGGGUAUCACAGAGGCAUGGCGGGAAGCCGAUACGGAAUGGUUCUCAACUGGGAACGGGGUCACUCAGCAGGAUGUUGAUGAAGACGAAGCAGAGAUGACAGAGGACGAACGAGAAGUGAAUCAGCGGAAGAGACGAGACCGGGCGGCCUUCAUCGCCAAAUUCGAGAAGAGGUUCCCUUACUACGAAAGGCUAGCUCCUAUUCUCGGUUCUCGUAACAUCAAUCGCCCUACCACUCUCCUCGAGACCGGCCGAGAGGAUUCGGUCCCAGUCGAAACACAGCUCGGACUCAACGUCCAACCAGACGAAAACAGCAUCGGCGCCCUUGGCGAGCCGGAAGACGAUCCCAAUUACGCCUACAUCUUCUCGGCUGAAGCGGAGAACGAUUACGAGACCGACGACGAAACCAACGCCUCCAACAUGUUAUCUCUCACUAAAAAGAAUCAGCUAUCUCCGACAGGCUCGGCCUCUUCGAAGUCGACCUCCCGCUCGACCAAGAGUGCCAGCCGUGAUCCCGCUCUUAUCUCUCAAGCGGGCAAGAAGGCCAGGAAGGAGAACGUACCUACCGAUGACUUCAUCACGCCUAUCACAAGGAUGAUCGAAGCGAGCACGGCGAUGGAUUCGAAGAUGCUGGAGGCCGAUAGGGAGUACAAGAUGCGGACCGCUUCUCUAGAAGAACGUCGAGUUGCUCUCGCAGAGAAGGAAUACGAUGACAAGAUGGCCGAGAGGUCCGCAAAGCGUCGACAAGAGGAGCUCGACCAUGAGAGCAAACUCAGGAUGGCAGAGGCUGAGCAGGCUAUGAAACUGAAGGCCGAACAAGCGAGACAAGACCGCGAGUUGAUGGCCCAACGCUUGUCUGCCUUCGAGAGGUACUGCGCACUGGGACUGGGUCCUGCCGAGGCCAAAGAAGCUGCUGGCUUAUAA